GGGUAUAUUGGAUUUCACUACCUAAAAGGGAGAAGGGACUGUGAGGAGAGAGCAUCGUCCUAGCCAGGUUGGAAAGAUGGGGAAAGAUGACAAAGGAGAACAUUGACGUCCCUCUUGCCCUGUCUCAGCGCAGCCCUCUGUGCUCCUCAGGUAUAUACUUUGCUCUGUGUCUGACCUUGAUGGUAACCAGUGUGCUGGAGUCCAUCCUCCUCACCUAUCUCUUGCACACGGUCACUAUACAGCCCCCUCCCAUGCCCCGCUGGCUCUAUUCCCUUGUGCUGAGAUACAUCAGAGCCACAGAAUGCUGUACCACUAGGUCGCAGACAGAAGACAGGGGCACUGCACCCAGCGCCAUCCACCCGGCAGAUCUAAGGGACCUGGAGGCAAUGGCAGACCCAGGUAAGGCUGAGCUGAAUGGUGACCCACAAUCCUCAGGGGCAGAGCCACAGCAGCAGCUCCAGAGGCCCAGGAGCACAGACAUGUGGGUGAAGUUCAGCCUCGUUCUGGACACGAUGCUCUUUUGGCUUUAUCUGCUGUUCAUGGCCUCAUCGUUAAUCACGGUCAUUGUCCUCUGGAGAACCUAGAAAGGGGCUUCUCCCUCCCCUGUCAACGUGCUUCCACCUCCAGCUCUCCUCCGGCAGCCAGUCGGGGCCCAUCCCUAACAACUUUCCAAGUUGCCUCAGUCUAUGCCUCCCCCUUCUCCACCCCGCCCGGCUCCUCUCAGAAGACUUCUGUCCACUCCUGAACAAGGCUGCUCGCACCCACCCUUCCCAGCUCCCCCCAGCAGCUCUCCUGUCUGCCUCCAAUCCCCUUAUUGCUCAGGCUUCCCCCCACUGGUGACAAUCUCCCACCCUCCCUAAGUUUUUGCAAUGAGUCGCUUUGCAGGGAGGCCCAACCCUUUCAUAGCACAAAUGACACAAGCAGCAGCAAGAGACGGCUUUUUACCCAGGUGACAAUAAUGUCCCAACAAACCACUCUGGAGCUGCGAGAACUCGCCUCAGUACCACGGCCACCCGCCGGCCCAGGGGACAGAGAGGUCGUGGCCUUGGGGUCCCCGGGAAACAUAUACAGUCAUCGGAGAAAUUUGUCUGGUUUGACUACGCAGAUUUGUUGCCAAAAAUAGGUGUUUCGGGGGCAGCUGGGGGCGCAGUGGAGAGAGAGCACCAGCCCUGAAGUCGGGAGGACCUGAGUUCA
Molecule: messenger RNA, 1194 nt
Organism: Sarcophilus harrisii (Tasmanian devil)
Lineage: Eukaryota; Metazoa; Chordata; Mammalia; Dasyuromorphia; Dasyuridae
Product: 5-hydroxytryptamine receptor 3D-like
Exons: 2
Coding region: 87-584 (165 amino acids)
Biological process (GO): monoatomic ion transport
Cellular component (GO): membrane
Source: RefSeq, a predicted model, not a curated record